AUGGCAUGUUAGUAGUUCUUCUAUAUUCUAAUGUAAUCCCUACGAUUCCAACAAUAAAACUCAUUUUCCUCUCUGUUUCCCUUUCACGUCUCCGCCAUUCUCUCCCUCUCAAACCCUUUUCUUCUUUUCCACGGUAAUCUUCUCCCUCUUAUGUCCUUUUUCUUCUUCAUUUUCCAUCUAAACUUUCUAUUUAGAAUCUUUUGAUCGCCUUUGCUCUGCCAAGUUUAUUUACUUGCUCACUUCAUCUUCUGGGUAGACUUUCGAUUUUUAGGUUUAAAUUUGCAACUGGGUGUUGCUCCUCAUCUGGGAAUACGUCUGAAUUUUGCCAUCUUUCUUUCUUUUUUUUUUUUUUUGAAUUCUCUCUUCUUGUUAUCUGGGGUUGUUUACAAUCGAAGCAAAUUAUGUAGAAUUCCCUCCGUGUUGUACUGAUCGUUUCGAAAUGGUACUGGAUACCAAUUUUCAGAACUAUCUGUUUCUUGAUUGAUAUCCUUUUGCUGGGAUUAAUCAUACCCAUUUUUUUCUUCCAAUUCUUAUAAAUAUGCGGUUAAAGCUAUAAAGCAAAUCAGCUUCCUCAGCCUUAGCCCUUUUCGAGGUUCAUGAAGUGAAAGACCGUAUUUUGGACCAUUGAGGUUUGAUUUUUUAGCUCAUUUCUUUCAAAUAUUCCAAACAAUGCCAGGAAUGAACUGAAAUUGUUUUUUUUUCUCCACAACACACUCGUCCAAUAAGUUAGCUGCUUAUACGUGUGAUCAUAUCGUAUUCAUCUGUUCAUAAGGUUCUCUUUAGCUAGAAUUUGCUUUCGGAACUAUUACACUACGGACAUGAGGAAAAUGUUGUGCAAAAGGAUGGUCUUAAAUUUUUGAAAGGGGUAAAAAGAAUCAGUUCAGAACCAUUUAGAGUUUUCCCAUCUUUUUGUUCAAGUGCUUGCUAUGGAGCUCUGGAUGUGGACAUUUCAUUACAUGAGCUAGAAAGCCUAGUUUUGGCUAUCUGUCUGAACCAAGCUUUGACUAACAGUCGUGGAUAUUUGAGUAAUGGCUGCAGCAGAAGCAAAUCCACGAAAGCAUUUGGAAAACCACUUCACUGCCCAAGAUGAUGGUUACAGAGAUUCAAAAUUAUCAACUCCAUCGUUUUCCUUAAAUUCAGAACGUAAUGCUGCAUCUGAUCAUAGAGCACAUGGGUAUAAUUCUCCAUCUAAACCUGCUCAUAUCCCAACAUCUUAUCAGUUGAAGUCAGAUAAGCAACCCGAUUUUCAGCAUCAAAAGGGUUUUGCAGUAGGAUGGGCAAAAACUUUGCAUGCUGGAGUGGAUAAUUCAAGUGUCCGGAUUGUAAGUAAAGCAACUGUAUCUGUUGAAAGGCAUCAAAACAUAGAAGAACUUGAACAUCGAGUUUGCAAGAGUUAUGUUACCACUGAGGCUGUGAGCAACAAUGAAUCUGUAAACACGACUAAGAAAACAGACUGCAUUGAUGAGUUCCAUUACAUAGAAGAUCAUUUUGACAAUCAGAUCUCCGAGCAAGGAGAUAAGGUUUCUCUUGAUUUGGAGUCGCAUUGGAUUGGCAUUGAGAAGACUAAGCCAUGGUGGCGUUCUGCUAGUAAAGAUGAGUUGGCUUCCUUGGUUGCUAGGAAAUCACUUGAAAACGUGCAAAAUUGUGAUCUUCCUCAACCACGAACCAAACACCAGAGCAAAAAUGAACUAACCUGUUUUGAGUGUUUUGAUCAAGAUUGCUUUCUCAAUUCACCGUUUACUGAGAUGCAAUUAUCUAGUUUGAAUGGAUAUAACCGGGACAUACAUCCUUCAGGUGGCAUGGGUGUCGGUAGUAUAGGUCACUCGCUGCGUCAUCAAGAUCAUUUCAGCAUUAGCAGAACUGAUAAUGAAGAAAACAACUCGAGUAUUAUUUCAAAUCUGAAUUCUAGCAAAGCACAAUUGUUGGAAGCACUAUGCCAUUCACAAACUCGAGCAAGGGAGGCUGAGAAAGCGGCACAAGAAGCAGAUACAGAGAAGAAGCACAUUGUCUCACUCUUUCUCAGACAAGCCACCCAACUUUUUGCUUAUAAGCAGUGGUUCCAGUUACUGCAAUUACAGAACAUUUGCCUUCAACUUAGGAACAAAGAUCAACCAAUCACUGGUCUGUUCUCAGAUGCCUUGCCUUGGGACCCAUGUAAAGGCAAUCAGUUCAAUAAACCUAGAAACAGAAGGAAGAAAAGGGACCGAGACCAUCGUAAAUUUACAAUGUAUGACAUUGCUUUCGCCGUGGGAUUGAGUCUUGCUGGUGCCAGUUUGCUCCUCGGAUGGACUACAGGUUGGUUGGUUCCUCCUAUGUUUUGAGUUGGUGAACAUCUCAAACUAGCAGGUUCUCUGUGGUUCACUUUGGUAUUCCCUGGUCAAGGCAAGGAUAAUAUCAUCUUUUCACUUCUCAAAAUCAAACUUUUGUAAAUAUGUAGAGCCUUUGUAUGUGUUCAUACUUCACCAACACUUGGUAAAACUCUAAUUUGUAUACAAAAUACAUGUAAAAGUUAUGUUACAAAAUGGUGUUUAGGCAGGUUUUGCAUCUGAGUUAUUUGUCUCCUUCAAACCUCUCUUUUGUGUCUGAAAAGUUGAAUAUGUCCCAUCUUGUUCAAUGGAUAGAAUUUGUGCAGCUUCUAAUCAGGAGGCAGUAAUAAACUUAUUUCAGCUGUUUAGUCUUCUUUC
Cucumis sativus (cucumber) is the source of this 2684-nucleotide messenger RNA. RefSeq lists its product as hypothetical. The transcript is spliced from 3 exons. The record is from RefSeq and is a predicted model, not a curated record. NCBI's taxonomy places the organism in Eukaryota, Viridiplantae, Streptophyta, Magnoliopsida, Cucurbitales, Cucurbitaceae. The coding region runs from base 1029 to 2321 and encodes 430 amino acids.